AUGGAUACAACGCAUGAUCUAUUGGCAUCUGGUUCAGGUGAUUCAACUGCUCGUAUAUGGAAUUUACAAGGUACAUGUAAACUUGAAAUUGUUCUAAAACAUAUUUUAUGUAAAGAUGUUACAAGUUUAGAUUGGAAUUCAUCUGGGACACAAUUAGCUACAGAUAGUUAUGAUGGUCAUGAUCGUAUAUGGUCGUCUGAUGAAAAUUUAAUCAGUACACUUGAACCUGUUUAUUCAGUUGCUUUCAGUCCAGAUGAUCGUUUAUUAGCAGCUGAUUCAUUUGAUAAAGCGAUUUAUAUUUGGGAUAUUCCACGAGGACAAAUUGUUCAUGGUUAUCGAAGUACUAGUGUUGGUGCAAGUGCUUCCGACGAAAUAGUAAGUUUUAUGGGUCGAUAA
Molecule: messenger RNA, 396 nt
Organism: Rotaria socialis
Lineage: Eukaryota; Metazoa; Rotifera; Eurotatoria; Philodinida; Philodinidae
Source: the annotation of a GenBank genome assembly